Messenger RNA from Hyalella azteca, 7145 nucleotides. It is a transcript of the gene heca, whose product is annotated as headcase protein. Bases 397 to 1725 code for a protein of 442 amino acids. The transcript has 6 exons. NCBI's taxonomy places the organism in Eukaryota, Metazoa, Arthropoda, Malacostraca, Amphipoda, Hyalellidae. The record is from RefSeq and is a predicted model, not a curated record.
AGGGUGAGCGCGACUAAAGCAAGGUUAUGGCUCUCUCCUGACCAGACUCCCUCCUUUGACUCCGUCGCGGAUUAGACUUGUGUCUGGAAGUAAGGUUCGAAAAAUUGUUGUAUUGACGAGUUUCUACAGAUUGAGAAAUUGAAUUUGAACGUCUUCGCGUCGUUGAUAUCUACUCCGGAAUUUUUUCUAGAUCUACUGCCCAUUAAAUCGGCGUUUUUGUAUUACAGAUCAAAUGUUAUACCUACACUAAAGUUAGCUAUUGCUAAAGUUUUGUGUACGAAACCCUGAAGAAAUAGAUACAUACGACAGAAAUAGAUACAUAGGACUAAAAUUUUGGUCUGGACAAGGAUAUUCUAGUUUUGUGGUAACUUUAUUGAUAAUCAAGUAACUUGUGAAAUGGUCAAGAUGCCACAGCGACAAAGACACAAUACUGGUGGUGGCACUGGAGGUGCUGAGUUGCCUCUGUUGGAUCCCGGUGUGAUAGAGGCGCAUAAUGCCGUGACUACUCGCUGUUGUAUUCCUCUCUCGUCAAGUUGUAUGCGAGGCUAUCAACCAAUUAGCAUUGCCUCUCCUGUUGGAACUGUUAAAGUUUUGUGCAACAACGAAAAUUGCAGGAUAGGAAGCUAUAUGCACAAAGAGUGCUUUCAGGCUUGGGAAAAUCAUGUACUGGCGUAUCUUCGUUCUUGCGGCCGUGCCCGAUCUUGGUCUGAAAAACAGCGUCUGCAAAACUUGUGGACAAAGCGAGGUUAUGAUCUUGCCUUCAGAGCCUGCUCAUGCCUUUGCGGUCGAGGUCAUCUCCGUAAAGAUCUUGACUGGAAUGCUCCUGAAGAAAUUGAGGAAGACAAAUCGGCUAACAAAAAGAAGAAAAAGAAUCGUCAAAAUCAGAAGCCUGCGCUCGUAACCGUUGGAAUCCCUCUUCCACCGGCAAACUUGAGAAACCGAGCAAAUUCUCUCUCGUCAACAGGAUCGUCUCCGCCAUCGGAUGCUCCUGUCAGUCCUCAUCACCUCGUAAAUUCAAGGAACGGUUUUGAGCGUGACAGGCAUGGAUCCGGCGGCAGCAUCAUCGGAGGCAAGGUGGUUAGCAACAUCGGCAGUGUUGUGGGCAACACAGGCAUGUUCGCGAGACGGCCCAACUUCUGCAGCUUCAAUGCGCUACCUCGCAACAAGAUCAACUCUUACCACAUCAAGAUGGAAGACGACAGCAACCACGGUAACGACGAGACGCGAGGCUUCAUCUUGUCUACGCUGGCCGCCCAGCGUACCUCGCGGGUGUCGUGCGUGCUGUGCUUUCAAACGCUGCUCGUCUUCGACCGCUACCCACUCAUCGACGGUACCUUCUUCCUUACGCCCAUGCUGCACUCCAAAGCUGCUGUUGCCGUUGAUGUAGACGGGCGUCGUCAGUACCUGAGCGCCGUGUGCCUUGGCUGCCUCGAGGGCAGCACGUCUGAGGUGAAGUGCCUACGCUGCACUCGUCGCUGGAGUGGAUCGCAGCUCAUUCUUGGCACUAUGUAUUCCUAUGACAUCUUCGCUGCCACGCCUUGUUGCGUCGACCGACUAAGGUGCUCGCGCUGCCAGUACCCAGUGAUAGCACCUGAUCAGAAAUUGCACUACUUCAGCGAAUAUAGUCGGCAACGUGCGUGCCCUAACUGCGGUCUCUACGACCAUCAUUUUGUAAAGCCUUUAUCAGCAGCCUUUUCAGUCGAGUCUGAUCCCAGGAAGUUGUAGUACGUCGUGUUGUCUUCUCUGCUUUGCUAUGUAUGGUCCCUAGAACUUGCAAAAUGCAAACAAUAUUGGUUUAGAUGAAAGCUGAUCUUUUACCGUCGAUUAACGGUUAAUGACUUUGGUCGACGAAAACAGUUGAGGUUACUAUAUAAGAAGAGUGCCGGAGACGGGCGCGGAUGCUGACUUUUACAGGUCAUCCGUUUUUGUCGUCGACAGGAAAUCUUGAAUUGUUUACUGCUGAAAAACUUGGAACUUCUGUAGGAUUGUAAAUUGAAGGAGUUGUAAUCGUUGUGUUUGAAAAUGGACUGUUGCAUGCUGUUGGUUCUUAGAUGAGAUCCGAUAUAUUUUCGGCCGCUAGUCCCACAUUCUUGAUCAUUUAAAAUAGGCAUACGUAAAAUCAUUUUACGUUGGUUUUAUCUCAUUGAAAACUAACUGUUCUUCCUCCUGCAAGUUUAACGCGAUGGCGAAAUUUCUGAUUGGAUGUAUUAAUGGAACUAACAAAUGGAAAUAAAUAAUAACAAACUCUUUCGGAAAUAACAAAACUUGAUUCAAUUCAAGUUCCAUGCAUAUUGGUCCAUUAAUUGGCUGAAUUUAGAUAUCUUUGUUUAAGGUUUAUUCUUAUUUUAUAGUAAAAUAAAUCAUUUCGCUUCUUAGUUUUAUACAUAAUUUUUGAGUCGCUCCUAUUGUUGAAGUUUCGUGUUAUUGAGAGCAGGUAUAUUAUUCUUCAGCGAAUUAAUUUCGGACAAAUCAAAUUUUUCUGUUUCCAUACUGGAGAACUUUUCCAAUUCGCUUUAUAUUAUUAAAAAUGGAUAAUUCUUCUCACAAUUCGUUCAGUUUCUUAUUGUUUUCUUCAUAUUUUGCUUUGGAAUGUAUUCUCUUGCAUGUUUUUGAUAGUUUAUAUACUUCUCUGACGAGUACAACUUCGAGUAUAGUUUCAUUGAAGACUGUUGUAUUUUAAGCUUCUACUUCUGUCUACGUUUAUUGACUACACGUGUGCUCCAUUGCUUUGUCGGAUUUUGCGUACGAAAUUUGAAUCUUGGUUCUUGGAUGAAUUGAUCUAAUUUGUUAGCCUUAUUUGUUCAGCCAUUUCAGAAAUUUUUAUGCUGACUAAUUAUCCGGAAAAUUUUUCAUGCAGCUACAUAGGAAUUAUUCACUUCACGAAAGUUGCUUCAUCAUUUGCAUCAUGGUUGCCGUCGCGGACUUGACACGGUUGCGUCUGCCUUGUUUUAUUUUUUACGUAUUCCAUCGAGUUCUUGAAUUGGAGUUCUCUCGUUGAUCUGAAAUUAGUCCUUGUUCGGUUUUACAAUUUUUCUAUUGAUUAACGGUAUUUUCUCGAGUUUCGUCGUCGAAUGUCUGUCUUAUCAAUGGGCAACGAUGCGUCAAUUAUUGUCUAUCGCCGUUUAUUUCGUUUAUAAUCAACAAAUAAUUGCACCUAGGUUUCCAUCCGAACACCAUAGAUUUUUUAUUGCUGAAUAUGUGCUGAAAAAUCCACGAGUUAUAGAAACUGAUCAUCUCGAUGUCUCGGCCAGAAGAUGCGCAAGAAGCUGCGAUUCAACUGUGGACAGUAAAGCUCUUGGAGAGCUGGCCCUGCUAUGAUCACAAUGUCAUGAUGGCUCUCUGUCUACUGGUGUUUUCGCCCGCUUCGCUCCGUGCUUUUGCCUUCGUUGCGAGCUGUGCUUCGAAUGGAGACGACUCGGUCGUGAGCUUUAUUUUUCGGAAUCUUCCUAUACAAUAUUUCUCAGUGAGAUUCAAUAGACACUAAUUCGGCCUUCUCACCUUUUAAUUUCAAUCGACUUAUCGAUCGUCAAAGUUAUCAGUUCAGUGAAUUUAAGCCUCGGCGAGAUUCACUGUUUCACUUGUUGCGAUAUUCGAUGAUGAGCUGUUGGCUGGCGUGAAUUGCCGAUUCGAGGACCUGGGGCCACGUAUGUGGUUGAUUUGUUGAUGACUGAUGGCAUAGGGUUCACCUGCGAAUUUUUCGAGAACUAGUAUAAUGUCGUUAAAUUUUUCAAUAGCAAAUAUAAUGGUCGGUGUUGUGCAUAUUAACGACUUUUUUCUCCGGCUGCUCAGCUAUCAUAACGAGGUUAGCUUACCAAUUAUUCAAUGUGAUGAGUCUAAGGCCCACUAAAAACUUUUGCUGCUUGUAAAUGAUACAGAUGUAUAAAAAUACCGCUAGUUACUAAGACUGUUCUUGCAUUCGUUUCUUGUACAUAUCCAUAGGUUUAGACGCAAAAAUGUGUUUCGAUGAAGUAAACAAUUCAAAUGUAUUUGAAAAAUUCUGUAAUUUAAUGGAAUUUGCAGUCGAGUCUAAUUUUGGGGAUCAUAUUUAGCAGCGAGUUGUAAUCUAUCACAAUUGGCUGCCCCCAGAAUUGGUGCAGAAGACUUUUUCUUCAAACUUCAAUCAUUAUCAGAUGCGUAUUUCCUGCGCAGAUGUGUGUUUUAUAAUCUCCGUAAUUGGCUGUAUUAGUGCGUGAAUUUUUAUAAUUGGACCGUUGUUAUUGAUAGGCUUCUCUGAUUUAACUGCUAAGGUGGUUUAAGUUAACUAACGGUCAGCAAAACCCGGGACCUGAUUGAAGAAGGCUGUUGCAAUUCAAGUAGAUUGAGAGUAGCAGUUUUCUUGGCUUAAUUCGCAUUAUUGGACGAGACAAUGUCUAUUCAAAAGUAGGACUCGUAGAUCGUAUUCAACUUAGUAAGGUGUUGCUGCAUCAGAUGCUUGUUCGUGACCGUGAGACAUUGAUGGUUGUAGUCAUAGUGGAUCUUAAAUGUAAAACUAAUGACAAGGCAAAUCCACAAAUGUUCCGAGUUGAUUUUACAUUAUUGUAUAGUGAAAACGCUAAGAAAGGCGUAAUGUUCUAUGAUGAAGUCAUUGAGAUUAGCAUUCGAAAAUUUUACCUGAUCUUCUUCGAGGAAUCCAUGAGAAUGGUUCCAUGUUAUCGAUGAUAACAAAAUGAUUUAUUGAGAUAACAAAAUGAUAAAUGAUCAAAACGAUGAUAAAAUGAUCUAUAACUGACGAUAAAAUGAUCUAUUAAGAAUUCGUGUGUUAUUAUUUAGUUAGUAAUUCGAAGAAAAGAAUUUCUUGCGUCAGUCAUUAGAGCAUCACAACUCACUUUCUAACUCUUGAGUUCAGAAGAAAUUCAACCAAUUGCUUUGGUAGUGACAUUGCCCUAACGGAAGCUACAUUGUAUGUGUAUGGAGAGACGAAGCUUUGUAAAGCCUGCUCGAUCGUAGGGCAGGGGUAAAUGUUGCAUACAUUCUGUUCUCUUCCGCUUCAGAGAAUUUAAUUACAUUUUAUCUUGAACACUUGACUACUAAGGUAAGAAAUGUUUAAUUGGAUUCUGUUCGAGCAAGAAUUUUCAUUCCUUUUUUGGCCUCUAAAUGACGUCCAUUUAAUUUUGUGCUAUAUAUUGCUGUUGCGUAGAUGCCAAUCAGAAUCGAUUCGCAAUUUUAGGUUCAAUGGCUUUCUUUGUAAAAUUCUAUCAAGUUCUUCUUUACGGAGACAAGAGUAAUUUUUGUUAUCGGCAAUAGAAAUUACGUUAUUUGAUUUCGUACUCUAUUAUUACUUACGUUUAUGAUCGUUAAUUAAUGUAGCUGAACAACUGUUGCUUCACAGAUUUUUUGAUGGGAUUUAUCAAUCAUCAUUCAGAAGUUUCUGGUCAAUUUCUGUUCGUUACUCUUGGAAUACUUGAAAAUUUGUCUCUGGAAUUCUUUCAAAAUUCGUCGCGGUUUUGGAUAAUAUUGCCUCUGCUAAUUCGCGGGUAGGUUUAUAUGUGCAACUAAUUUGAAGGCGGAAGAAGGUUUGUGAAAUGGAUCGGUAUUUAUAGUGCAUUUUUACUCGCGGAACCCAUAUUUGCAAUUAUCGCAAUAAAGUCGUGCUUCUUUGUCAAUUCUUAUACAAUAGUUUUAUUCAAAUCGAAAUUCGAUCAAAUUAUAAAAUCGAAGUAUUGAUAUUUGGUUAUUAAUUUUUGGCUCCAUAUUAUUGUAUCACGAAUCAUUGUCAUCUGCUUAUACCGUGCACUCAUCUUAUCAUUUAUAGAAGAUCAUGCAGUAACUCAUACAAACUGGAAUUUUUCAUCUCAUACCGGUAGUAUUCUAUAUUUAACUCACAGAUAUCACCUCAAUAUCGAAUUAUUGGACUUUUUUAGAGAUGUCUUGAAUUGGGGCCGAGAAAUGUGCGAAGUUAGAGAUUAUUCCUUCUGAAUUAAUUCUCACGACGAAAGUCUGUUAUACGUACUUAUUUAAUUACGAAAACUGCCAGUAAAAACAUUGACCAAAUUCAGUAAUACCGGUACUGCAGUUCAGCUUUUUGACAAUCAGUUCAACUUUUUAACAAAAAAUUUCUCGAUAUGAAUUGGAUCUAUUGAUGAACAUGAGUUGGUUAUCAUUCAUUUUUCUUGUCAGCUUGUUAACGUUAUAUUUCGUCUCGGAGAUAUUCCUGUAAAAACCUACUUCAACAGUCAUGCUUCAGUCUCUUUAUCUCUGAACCUCUCUAUGCGUUGUCAUUUGACCACGAACUGGGGCUGAACCGACAAAAACAGACUCCUCGUUAUUCAUGUUAUAUGUCUUGAUUUUCAUGUGCUUGCUCAUUUUCAUCAUUAGCAUUUGUCGGGAAUAGAGAAAUCGAUCGUUAAAAGUUAAUUUUCCGCUUCGCAGUCAUAAUGUGUUUUUCGAAUUUCCUGAUUUUUCUAGCAGUAUAAAAUUUUCGUUCGAUAGCUGACGACAAUUUUAAGAGAAGAUCAAAGUAGACAAAAAACUUUCUGAUUAUUCUACUGAAUUUUUUGACACAUAUUCACUUCUGUUUGAACCAAUCAUGAAUUAGAUUUUUAAAUGAUAUUCAUUGGAAAAAAUUGAAUUUAUUAAAGAAAUUACCACCGAAUUUAACAUGCUAUUUAGUAUUUCUUCUUCCAUCCAUUGCGAGGGCACUACUUGAGAUGCAAGCUUGUAACAGCACGGCCUCGGGCUGUGGGCGUCAUUAAUGGUGCGUUGAUAUGAGGUAUUACCAAUCAUGAUUCGUAAACUUUUUGUUCAUGCUUCUCGCAUCCAACCAACUAAAAGGACACGUUUAACUACAGGAAAUAUCUGUUGGGUAAAUACUGGAAAAGUAUCCGAGCCAGUUCUUCUACCAUUCAUUACAAUAUUUUCAGCCAACAGGGGUUGCUGGAUGGAUAUUUUUUCACUUGUUAAUCAUGUCAUGAAAGUUAUUUUUUCCAUACCUACAUCGCACUAUUCGAAUAUGAGGCCAUUUUUACGAAAACCAUCACAUGGAUUGAUAAACCUUGUAUGAAAAUUAUCCUUGCAUCUCUCCUUGCUUUCACAUUUGUUCAGUUUCGAAAUUUGUAAGCUGUGACAGCAGUCAAGUCUCAUUUAUAUUUUUUCUUCAUACAGUCUUUUGGACUGGCAUAUUUCUCUAAUAAACAUUGAGUAAAAUC